Nerophis lumbriciformis (worm pipefish) is the source of this 1095-nucleotide messenger RNA. It is a transcript of the gene mfap5, whose product is annotated as microfibril associated protein 5. Gene Ontology annotation, cellular component: microfibril. The record is from RefSeq and is a predicted model, not a curated record. Gene Ontology annotation, biological process: embryonic eye morphogenesis. Lineage: Eukaryota; Metazoa; Chordata; Actinopteri; Syngnathiformes; Syngnathidae.
AGUAAUCGUUGCAGAAUGGGGCAGGAUCCAAAUGAAAGAAUGGCUGUAAUAAAAAGGGAGGAGGGAGGAGGAGAGAAAGAGAAAGAGAAAAAAACAAGAAGACAAAAGAUUGUCAGGUUGGACAAACAGCAGACUUUCAGUGAAGAAGAAGUCAUGGGAAUCUUUCCAGUCGUCCUCCUGCUCUGUGGUCUCCAUGCUGGAGUCCAGACUCAGGACAGCGAGAUCACUCCGCCUCCUGCUGGAAACCUGCCAGCCGACUGCAGGGAGGAGAUGUAUCCUUGCACCAGGAUGUACUCGGUGCAUCGGCCCAUCAAGAGGUGCAUGGGGGGGCUGUGCCUCUACAGCCUGCCCCGGGUCUACGUGAUCAACAAGGAGAUCUGCUCCAGGACCGUGUGUCGGCACGACGAGGACGUCCGAGCGGAGAUCUGCAGGGAGUUAUCCGGCUGGCCUAGACGCGUCCAGAGGUCACCCGGCGGGAAGCGCUGUCGCCAUCGCCGCGGCAACCUUAAGACCUGGGCCAGUCAGGCCUGAACGUUGUGUCCCGGGGCCCAAAAGUCCAACAUUGGACACCUGUGGGCUAACUUUAGAAGUGUCAUAAAUCAUCCACGCCGCGUCUGGAUUACGUCCCUCGCUUUAAGAACGCACCGAUAUUGACUUUCAUCCACGAUAAGCCCCAACGAUCUGCUCAGCGAUGCUACCUGGUGGUGGUUUGAGCACACUGCAGCUAGUCCCGCAUAAUGUAAGCAACCCCCACUCCUUCACGCUUCAACCACUCGCAGGAUUCUCACAGGAGUGAGGCAAAACCUACUGUGGAUCAGGUCAUACAUCUAGAAUAAAAGCUUAGCCCUACAGGUUAAAACAAAUUAUAUUUUGUAUUGGUCCCUGCAUGCUUUGAUUUUUGACUGUGCGCUUGUCAGUGGAAAAAGUUAGGACACCCCGGAUCUAUACCAUGUCAUAAUCACACCGUAGAUGAUGUCAUAACCAUAUCGUAGAUGACGUCAUAAUUCCUGUCGUAACGUCACGAUGUAUUCUCAUGAUAUUCACUCCGAAACAGACUUUUACGUAUCUGUGGAGAAAUAAAAGACAAUGGCGGUU